Lepus europaeus (European hare) is the source of this 3013-nucleotide messenger RNA. RefSeq names its product TIMELESS interacting protein (gene TIPIN). Gene Ontology annotation, biological process: DNA damage response; DNA replication checkpoint signaling; replication fork arrest. Gene Ontology annotation, molecular function: DNA binding. NCBI's taxonomy places the organism in Eukaryota, Metazoa, Chordata, Mammalia, Lagomorpha, Leporidae. The record is from RefSeq and is a predicted model, not a curated record. Gene Ontology annotation, cellular component: nucleus; replication fork protection complex. The coding region runs from base 700 to 1641 and encodes 313 amino acids. The transcript has 8 exons.
GGUGCAGGGCCCAAGGACUUGGGCCAUCCUCCACUGCACUCCUGGGCCACAGCAGAGAACUGGACUGGGAGAGGAGCAACCGGGACUAGAACCUGGCGCCCAUAUGGGAUUCCGGUGCCGCAGGCAGAGGAUUAGCCAAGUGAGCCACAGCGCCGGCCCCAAGCAAGCGAUUUGGAGAAGUGGUUUUCAAGACAAGGAGAAGUACACAGGUUCAAGAGAGAUUUAGGAAAUGGAAUGAGGAUGCGGAGGGGGUUGGGGAGAGAAUCGUCAAAGAUAAACUUGUAGGUUUCUGAUUUACAAGCCAGAGAGAGGACAUUACUGAACUGGGAACAUUUGGAAGUUUAGCUUCAUACGUGGUGAGUGAUAGAUGCCUUUGAGAUACUUAAGAGCUGCAAAGUGGGAAGUCACUCAGAUUUGAGGCCUUGGCUAGAAAUAAAAAUUAGUCAUCUGCAAAUAAAUGAUUAUUAAAGCCAUGUACACAAAUGAAUAAAGAGGGCCUACCUAAGAUGGAGUCCUGGAUGCUUAAUGGUCAGAUUAGAAGAAAAUGAAUCUACAGAGAAGAUUCAGGAGGAGUGUCCAGAGAGGGAAGAAAACUUGGGGAAUACAGAAGACAUUUUCCUAGAGAAGGGGAUUGACCAGCAGUAUCCGAUAUUACUGUGACUAAGGUGGUCCUGAAAAACAUGGUUUUAAGUUACCAAUAUGAAGACAAUUUCCCAUUCCUCAAAGGAAACCUUACCUGGAAGCACAAUUGAGGAAGAGAUGCUAGAACCGCAGGAGGAUGGCUUGAUUGACCUACCAGAUUACGAGCAUACAGAAGAUGAGACUUUUCCUCCUUUUCCGCCUCCAGCCUCUCCAGAGAGACCCGCUGAAGGGGCUGAGCGUGAUGGAGAGUCAGGGACUGGAGUACCUGUUCCUGUACCUCCAAAGAGAACAGUUAAAAGGAAUAUACCCAAGCUGGAUGCUCAGAGAUUAAUUUCAGAGAGAGGACUUCCAGCCUUAAGGCAUGUGUUUGAUAAGACAAAAUUCAAAGGUAAAGGUCAUGAGGCUGAAGACUUGAAGACACUCAUCAGACACAUGGAGCACUGGGCGCACAGGCUGUUCCCCAGACUGCAGUUUGAAGAUUUUAUUGACAGAGUUGAAUAUCUGGGAAAUAAAAAGGAAGUGCAGACCUGUCUAAAACGAAUUCGACUUGAUCUCCCAAUUAUACAUGAAGAUUUUGUUGACAAUAAUGAUGACGUAGGGGAGAAUAAUGACCGUGAUAUAACUGCUGCUGAAAUAGAUCCCUUGUUUACAAACUCACCUGAAAGUGCGAAGUUUGCCUCGGAAUCGAGUGGAAGCCUGACAGAAGAGCAACAACAAAGAAUCGAGAGAAAUAAGCAGCUGGCCUUGGAGAGAAGGCAGGCCAGGCUGCUGAGCGACGGUCAGUCCUCAGGACACGAUACGUUAAUGGACAUACCCAGAACACAGACUGUUGAAGAGGUGAAUACUGGGGAGGAUCAAGAGGCGGAGGGACGUGGGUCAAGCAAGGCCAUUUCCAUUUGUUCACAGAACGGUGCCGCAGCCACUUCUGUAAAUGAAGGGGAGGAAUUCAAGACAGAGGAGACACCAGCGGACCGAGCCUGUGGAGCUUCGUGCCCCUAGGGCUGCUGCUGUGGCUGCACGGCCUCUGCCUGUGCCUGUUGAGUCAUGGUUCUGCAGGCGCAGGAGUGUGUAUCGUCUGUGUGUGGAAAUCCUUAGCUGAUAAAUCGUACGCCUAUUCCUGCUAACUUUGUCACAUUUCGCUAAUUUAUUCUCUUUGGCAUUGAUUUUUGUACAAGUAUGACGUCUAAAUACAUGAUCCCUGGGAAAUAAGCAGCAGCCGUUUUGAAUGUCUUCAGUAGAUUCCGGGAUGUGUAAUGUGUAUUUGCAUCUUGAAACAACUGUUGCUGUGGAGUAUGUCUAUUUUUAAACAGCAAAAACACAAAUUCCUAUUCUCUUUAGGAACAUUUCUUGUUGCUAUUUAGUUCUGUAAUUUACACUUUCAGUAUAUACAUCUGGUUGACGCUUUACCCAGCCCCAGUGAGUUGAAAAUCCAGCUCUAGGUCUGCCCAAGUAAUUGGGCCAUCUUCUCCUGCUUACCUAGGCACAUUAGCCGGGAGCUGGGUCAGAAGUGGAACAGCUGGGACUUGAACCGGCCAGUUUCAAUAGCAAGCUUUUAGUUUUUGGGGAGUCAUCCACUGGAUCACUCCCCAGAUGGCCGCCAGGGCCAGGCCAGGAGCAUCUUCCCGGUCUCCCACGCAAGUCCACUGCUAUCCCAGACCGUAGCAGAGCUGGAUGGGAAGAGAAGCAGCCUGGACUAGAACCAGGGCCCAUAUGGGAUGCUGGCACCGCAGGUGGAGGAUCAACCUACUGUGCCAUGGCGCUGGCCCCAGACUGCAGUUCUCAAGUCUGCAUCCCACAUCAGAGCACUGGUUCAAGUCCCAGCGGCUCCACUUCAGAUCCAGCUCCCUCUAAUGUGCCUGGGAAAGCGGUGAAAGGUGGCCCAAAGACUCGAGCCCCUGCACCUGCGUAGGAGACCCAGGUGGAGUUCCUGGUUCCUGGUUCCUGGUUUUGACCUGGCCCAGGACUGGUUGUUGCAGUUUGGGGAGUCACCUGACAGUUGGCUGAGCCCUUUCUCUCUGGGUCUCCUGUUUUCAGAUGAAUUUUUUCUAAAAGAGCAAAACAAAGUUGGGGGUGGGGAGAGGACUCUGUGGCAUACUAGUUGAAGCUUCUGCCUGUGGCACUGGCAUUCCAUAUGGGCGUCGACCAUUCCUGCUAAGGGCCAAGGAAAGCAGCAGAAGAUGGCCCAAAUGCUUGGGCUCCUGCCAUGCAUGUUGGAGACGUGGAUGGAGUUCCAGAUUCCUGGGUUGCACCUGGCCCAGGCCCAGCCCCAGCCAUCGUGGGCAUUUGGGGAGUGAACCAGCAGAUGGAAGACCUCUUGGUCUUCCCCUGUCUGUGGCUCUGCCUCAAUUAAAUGAAAUAGAUCUUUAAAAAA